GAACAUGGAGGUGUAGUGAUCGCCUGGUCGCAGCCGGAGGAGGAAGCCCGCGAGAGAGCUUCACUGAGCCGAACCGAACUGAACCCGGUUUUUCUUUUCAGUUUCUUUGUUCACUUUGUUUUGAGCCUCAGCUCGGCUCCAACAUGGACAUGAAGAAGAGGAUCAGCCUGGAGCUGAGGAACAGAGACCCGGCGGAGGUGGUGGAGCUGGUGGUGGAUAACUGUCGCUCCAGUGACGGGGAGGUUGAAGGACUGACGGAUGACUACACAGAGUUGGAGAUCCUCAGCAUGGUGAGCGUCGGCCUCACGUCGCUCUCCAAACUGCCCUCACUGCCCAAACUACGCAAGCUGGAGGUGAGCGACAACACCAUCACAGGAGGUUUGGACACGCUGGCAGAGAAAUGUCCCAACCUGACGUACCUGAACCUGAGCGGGAACAAGAUCAAAGAGCUGAGCGCCGUCGAGGUUCUGCAGAACCUGAAGAACCUGAAGAGUCUGGACCUGUACAGCUGUGAAGUGUCCACCCUGGAGGACUACAGAGAGAGCGUCUUUGAGCUGCUGCCUCAGCUCACCUACCUGGACGGAUAUGACCAGGAGGACAACGAGGUGCCCGACUCAGAGGCCGACAAUGACGAUGAUGUAGCCGGGCCUCCUGGAGAUGAUGAGGAUGACGACGAUGAUGAGGAUGACGAAGAAGGUUCUGAGGGGGAUGAGGAUGAGGUGGGCCUGUCGUACCUGAUGAAGGAGGGAAUCCAGGAUGAAGAGGACGAUGGAGACUAUGUCGAAGAAGAGGAGGAUGAUGAGGAGGAGGAGGAGGAGGAAGAUGGAGAUGCGGAUGCUGCAGCUGUUCAGGGGGAGAAGAGGAAGAGGGAUGCAGAGGACGAUGGUGAUGAUGAUGAUGAUGAAUAAUCACCUUCUCCCACUGUAACCCGCCCCCACCACCACCCUCACCCCCUCCUCCUCCAGCGACCUCUGACCCUCCGGCCGGCCGGACAGACACCACUUCAGAGCCGCUGAAAGCAGGUCCAGGAUCAGUUCACUGCAACACUGCGGCAUGUGACCAGUGAUGUCAUCGUUUACCUGAAACACAACAGAUUAAUACUCACUGAUCAACGGGAAGUGUUCGGAUUGGACCACUGGGGGGGGUGACAGACACGUCAACAGUCUGAAAUAAGUAACUCCGUGUACGUGUACUGCAGUACGUGUACUGCAGUACGUGUACUGCAGUACGUGUACUGCAGUACGUGUACUGUGUACGUGUACUGAUUGGAUGAUUUGUUUGUUUUUAAAUUAUCUUAUUGCAUUUACCCUGGUGUCAGGUGUAGCCCCGCCCCCUCACCCGUUUGUGUGUCUGCGGCUCUGUCACCGUCCGUCUGGCUCCUCCUCCUGGUCCUGGUCUGUGUGGAUCUGGUCUCUGUAAAUAGAAGUGAAGUGGUCUCUGUAGGUCCUCAUCAUGUCGUCCUUCUGGAGUCGGAGCGAUUUUCUUCCUCUGAGUUAAUUUUAUUUUUUUAUUCCUGUCUCGUGAUCGUUUGGCUGUUUUUCAAUAAAAACAACAGAAUGCACAAAA
Molecule: messenger RNA, 1566 nt
Organism: Acanthopagrus latus (yellowfin seabream)
Lineage: Eukaryota; Metazoa; Chordata; Actinopteri; Spariformes; Sparidae
Product: acidic leucine-rich nuclear phosphoprotein 32 family member E-like
Exons: 7
Coding region: 144-908 (254 amino acids)
Biological process (GO): regulation of apoptotic process
Cellular component (GO): nucleus
Molecular function (GO): histone binding; phosphatase inhibitor activity
Source: RefSeq, a predicted model, not a curated record